UGUUUAAUGUGGAAUUGUGGUUUGUCACCUAUCCUUAAUUAGCCGGUAAACAAAUGCGCGUCGAUGAUCAAACUUCACAAAUCACAGCUGUCCAUCACAUGCACAUGCAGCACACUCGAAGCUUUCACCGCCCGAAGAUCCUUCACGGGAAUCACAGCCUUGUGAAUCUACAUAAAUCCUCUGCUUCACACAAGCGAUAGUCCACUCAGAAGAAUGCACUCUCUGUGAACCGUAAACAGGGAGGUGCCAAAACGAAACCCCAUUGCCUCUUUAAAUUCUGUCUCUUCAAACAUCAAAAAUAGUAACCCUAGAAAUCCCAUACUUCAAUUAUCUCUCUGUGUGUGUUCGAUCCUCUAAUCCAACAAAACCUUACAAUCCCACAUAAAAUCAUUCAGACCCACAAAUGCCCAUUUGAUCAGAUCCAAGAAUAGAGAAAUGGGUCACCUGAAUUUGCCCACAUCGAAGCGAAGCCCUCGGCAAUGGCGGCUCUUGGACCUCGUCUCCGCGGUGUUCUUCGGCUUGGUCUUCCUCUUCUUCCUACUCGUUUUCACGCCCCUCGGCGACUCGCUCGCCGCCUCGGGUCGCCAGGCGCUCCUCGUAUCCACCGCCGAUCCGCUCCAGCGACAGCGCCUCGUGGCGCUGCUGGAGCUCGGCACUCAGUCCGCAACCGUGGAGGCCUGCCCCGCCGAGUCCGUGGACCACAUGCCCUGCGAGGACCCCAGGCGGAACAGGCAGCUGAGCAGGGAAAUGAACUUCUACAGAGAGCGCCAUUGCCCCCUGCCGGAGGAGACACCGCUCUGUCUGAUCCCGCCGCCCGAUGGAUACAAGAUUCCGGUGCAGUGGCCCGAGAGCUUGCACAAGAUAUGGCACAGCAACAUGCCCCACAACAAAAUUGCGGACAGGAAAGGUCAUCAGGGAUGGAUGAAACGGGAAGGACCGUACUUUAUUUUCCCUGGUGGUGGCACAAUGUUUCCUGAUGGUGCAAUACAGUAUAUCGAAAAACUUGGACAAUACAUCCCUAUUAGUGGCGGCACUCUCAGGACUGCUCUCGAUAUGGGUUGUGGGGUGGCCAGUUUUGGGGGAUAUCUGCUAGCUGAAGACAUUUUAACCAUGUCGUUUGCACCAAGAGAUUCACAUAAAUCCCAGAUACAAUUUGCACUUGAGAGAGGGAUUCCGGCUUUUGUUGCCAUGCUUGGAACUCGCAGACUCCCAUUUCCUGCAUUCUCAUUUGAUUUGGUGCACUGUUCUCGAUGUUUAAUCCCUUUUACUGCUUACAAUGCAACAUAUUUCAUCGAAGUGGAUCGGUUGCUUCGACCAGGAGGAUAUGUGGUCAUCUCUGGUCCCCCUGUACAAUGGCCUAAUCAAGACAAGGAAUGGGCAGAUCUGCAGGGUGUGGCUAGAGCAUUGUGUUAUGAACUUAUUGCUGUGGAUGGAAACACUGUUAUCUGGAAAAAGCCUGCAGGAGAUUCAUGUCUCCCCAACCAAAAUGAAUUUGGUCUAGAGUUGUGUGAUGAAUCAGAUGACCCAAGUUAUGCAUGGUACUUCAAAUUAAAAAAAUGUGUAAGUAGGACCUCUUCUGUCAAGGGAGAACUAGCUGUUGCGAUGAUUCCAAAGUGGCCAGACAGGCUAACUAAAGUUCCUUCAAGAGCCACACUCAUGAAAAAUGGCAUUGAUGUGUUUGAGGCUGACACUCGGCGGUGGGCAAGAAGAGCUGCGUACUACAAAAACUCAUUAAAUGUAAAGCUUGGAACCUCAGCUAUACGCAACGUCAUGGACAUGAAUGCAUUUUUUGGAGGCUUUGCCGCAGCACUAAAAGCUGACCCUGUGUGGGUAAUGAAUGUGGUUCCUGCUCGCAAGCCGUCAACUUUGGCAGUAAUUUAUGACAGAGGCCUUGUUGGAGUCUACCAUGAUUGGUGUGAGCCUUUCUCAACAUACCCUAGGAGCUAUGAUCUCAUUCAUGUAGCUGGGAUUGAAUCACUCAUUAAACAUCCAGGUUCAGGGAAGAGCAGGUGUAACCUUGUGGAUUUGAUGGCGGAGAUGGAUCGAAUUUUGCGUCCGGAGGGAACAGUCGUGGUUAGAGAUUCCCCUGAAGUGAUUGAUAAAGUAGCUCGCCUAGCUCGCGCUGUGAAAUGGUCGGCUGCCAUACAUGAGAAAGAACCCGAAUCACAUGGGAGAGAGAAAAUACUUGUUGCAACUAAAAACUUUUGGAAGCUGUCUUCGGCAUCCCACUGACAUAGACUUUGUUCUUUGUAAUGUUAUGUAGGUAUUUUCUUCUUUCCUUUUUCUAUCCUUUUCUCAAAGGCAUAUGCCAUCUCAAUGCAUCAAAGGGAUGCAGUUUUUUUUCUUGUUCCUCAUCCUGUAUGUUUAUAUUAGGAGAUAGGAGAGUUAUAAUGGGAAGUAUAGACGUGCAGUUUUAUAUGAGAAUACACAUGCUGGUGCUGGUGGGAGUUAUGUAUCCAUUUAGUUGUCCCCGUUCAUUGUAAUUUGAUGUGGUUAUUUAUCAUCAUUGAUUUGAUGAUUCUGCAUUA
This is a messenger RNA of Alnus glutinosa, 2528 nucleotides long. RefSeq names its product probable pectin methyltransferase QUA3. Bases 436 to 2232 code for a protein of 598 amino acids. The transcript is spliced from 7 exons. Gene Ontology annotation, molecular function: methyltransferase activity. NCBI's taxonomy places the organism in Eukaryota, Viridiplantae, Streptophyta, Magnoliopsida, Fagales, Betulaceae. The record is from RefSeq and is a predicted model, not a curated record. Gene Ontology annotation, cellular component: endosome; cytoplasm; trans-Golgi network.